Molecule: messenger RNA, 2383 nt
Organism: Brassicogethes aeneus
Lineage: Eukaryota; Metazoa; Arthropoda; Insecta; Coleoptera; Nitidulidae
Source: the annotation of a GenBank genome assembly
GGGUAAACGUUAAGGCAGCUAAUCGCGAUCACGGGUUACCCCAAUUACAUCAGAGGAGACUCGCUUGCAGUUUAAGAUAAAGCGAAGCGCGCGGUUUGUUCAAAUAACAGUUUAGCGGUAAGUUCCUCUGAAACCGGGUCGUAACAGUUUCUGUUCAGCAUACACACACACGAAAUCGAAGAAAACUCACAAAGUUUCGGUGCUCGACCGACCAUGGACUGCAAUUGUCGGUAUUACGUCGGGCCAUCGUUGGCCAACACUUGCGGCGGAAGUGCAUACGUUUUGUUUAUGACCCUGCUCGACACGUUUAUAAGGAACAAGUGCGAUCUAUCGGAGAUCUGCCAGAGGGUGCAGCCAAAGCUGAGACCCGAUCCUGAGUAUGAUUUCGUUGUUAUUGGGGGAGGAAGUGGAGGGGCCACAGCGGCCGGCAGAUUGUCCGAAGUGUCGCAAUGGAAAGUACUUUUGAUUGAGGCCGGGGGAGAUGAGCCUCCAGGUGCACAGGUACCAUCGAUGGUGAUAAGUUACCAUGGCAACCCGCACGUGGACUGGAACUACAAAACGGAUCCGGAAAAAUCCGGCUGUCAGGGAUACCCGGAAAAGAGAUGCUCGUGGCCGAGAGGAAAAGUCCUGGGAGGGUGCAGCGUCAUCAACGGUAUGAUGUACAUGAGGGGAACCCCCCGAGAUUACGAUAACUGGGCUGCUGCGGGCAACAAAGGGUGGGCAUACAAGGAUGUGCUGCCAGAAUUCAAAAAGCACGAGGACAACUUGGAGAUUGGCACGCUGGUCGAUGCUAAAUACCACGGCAAAGGCGGACCUAUGACCACACAGAGGUUUAACGAUCAACCGGAACUUGCAUACGAUAUCCUGGACGCGGCAAAAGAGCUUAAGUAUCCCGUUGUAAAGGAUCUCAAUGGAGAGCAGUUUGCAGGUUUUACCGUCGCACAGACAUCCACCAGAAAUGGAGCACGUUUAAGCAGCGCCAGAGCCUACUUAAGACCAAAUCGAAACCGUCCAAACUUACACGUGAUGCUUAAUUCCACUGCAACAAAAAUAAACUUGCGCAAAACUGGCAACCAAAAAACCAUUGACUCUGUGGAGUUCAUUUAUAUGGGCAAAACCUUCACUGUAAAAGUUAACAAAGAGCUAAUCCUUGGUGCGGGAGCUUUAAACACGCCUCAGAUAUUAUUAUUAUCUGGUAUAGGUCCUAAAGCGCAGUUGGAUAAAGUUGGAAUUCAACAAGUGCACGAAUUGCCAGGCGUGGGUCAAAAUCUACAAAACCACGUAGCGUUUUACAUAACCUACGUCAUGCAAAAAGUGAAAGCAAUAAAUGAUUUGGAUUGGGCCAAGGCUUUGGACUACAUUUUGAACCGUAAAGGGCCCAUGUCCAGUACUGGUAUGUCGCAAUUGACAGCUAGAAUAAACUCCAAAUAUGCCGACCCAAGUGGUAACUACCCGGACUUGCAGAUUUUUUUCGCCGGUUAUUUGGCUAACUGCGCCAAGUCCGGUGAAGUUGGAAGAGCCUUAGAUGACGAUAAACCGGAUGCACCAAGGCAUCUAACAAUAUCACCUGUAACUCUUCAUCCAAAAUCCAAAGGUUUCGUGGGAUUGCGAUCCAAGAACCCUCUGGAACCUCCGGUAAUGGUUGCAAAUUAUUUAGAAGAACCUGAAGAUGCUGCUGUGUUGGUCGAAGGUGUAAGAGUUAUACAACGCUUAAUGAAUACCACGGUGAUGAGGAAUAAAUAUGGAAUGAAGUUGGAUAAAGAUGAGCAUGGGGAUUGCGCCAAAAAAUUCGGAUAUGACACGGAUGACUUUUGGCACUGCGCUGUACGUUACUACACUGGCCCAGAAAACCACCAAGCGUCAUCAUGCAGAAUGGGACCAAAGUCCGACCCAAUGGCGGUAGUGAACAACAAACUGCAACUGUACGGAGUUGAUGGUAUAAGAAUAAUGGACGCAUCCGUGAUGCCAUACCUGGUAUCCGGAAACACCCAUGCCACCAUAGUGAUGAUUGCCGAAAGAGGCGUUGAAUGGAUAAAACAAACAUGGCAACCGACGAACUCGAUUGCGAAUAGAAAUGGUGUACCAGAUGCGCCCAGGGUUGGUUCAGCUUCAUCGGGUGCAGCUGCAGCUAAACCUGCACCAUCAAAUCCGAAACCUUUCCAAGGUUAUAAUUACAAUCCUUACAACCAUCAUGGUCAUAAUUUUCAGCAUAACCAGGAGUGGCACAAUGCCCAUCGUAUACCGAUGCCCAAUCAAAAUAAUUACAAAAAGCACAAUUUGUUUGUUGAGAGUGGGCAGUAUGAUCCAAAUAUAUUCGAAUAUAUUUAAGUUUUUUGUAAUUUAAGUUUUGUUAUUUGUUUCAAAUAAAGUAUUAUUAUUAGGA